CUUCAUUUUGCCACCUAAACCCCACCAUGCCUGCCGCAAAGCGCAGCGAAAUCAUCGCUCCAUCGUCCGCCUCGAACCAAUCGGACGCGGCUGAUUUCCACGCGGUGUUGAAGCAACUCAACUUGGCCCCCGUGUCCGCCCCGUCAUCGAAGCCCCCUGCCUUCAAGUUCUGGCGUACGCAACCCGUCAUGACUUUGCACGACACAUUGUCGUCUUCUCAAGAUCACGGGUACUGUGACCAGUCCAUUCCCAAGUCGAAAGUUCGAGCGACGCCACUCAAGUUGCCAGAAGGGUUUGCAUGGUCCGACUUCGACAUCACCAACCCUUCCGAGGCUAAUGAGCUAUACAAAUUCCUAGCCGCCCACUACUGCGAAGACAGCGACGGUCGGUUCCGGUCGGACUACUCACUCGAGUUUCUCAUGUGGGCGUUGACUUCUCCUGGGUACGUGGCAGACUGGCACGUCGCCAUCCGCCACACCUCCUCAGGGAAACUCAUGGCGUUCUUCGCUGGAACCCCGAAGGCCAUCCGCAUCCACGACGACAUUGCACCAUCGUGCGAAACCAACUUUUUGUGCAUCCACAAGAAACUUCGAAACAAACGACUUGCGCCAGUGCUCAUCAAGGAGCUGACCCGUCGGUCGAACCUCCAGGGGGUGUGGCGGGCCGUGUACACCGGCUCGUCCCGCUUACCGACCCCCGUCGCGACCACUCAAAUCCACCACCGCAGCCUCAACACCAAGAAGUGCGUCGAGGUUGGGUUUGCCUACUGUCCCCCGAACGUGUCACUCACGUCGCUAAUCAAAACCAACAAACUUCCAGACGUGACGUCCAUCGCUGGCUUUCAGUCGAUGCAGCUGCACCAUGUCUCACAAGUUACAACACUUCUCAACACUGACCACGCCAAAUUUGACUUGGCCCUCCACUGGACGGAGGCGUCCGUCGCCCACUGGCUCCUUCCCCGGUCGAACGUCGUGGAUGCCUUCGUUGUAGUCGACGUCGGCACGAACCGUGUCACAGACUUUUGCUCGUACUACCACGUUCCCAUGUCCGUGCUCAACCAUCCCCAGCACACGACCAUCUACACGGCGCAGUCUUUCUACAACGUGGCGACGUCUGUGCCGUUGCCCGACCUUGUGCGGGAUCUGAUGGUCAAGGCCAAAGCGAACAACAUGGACAUUUUCAGUGCCGCAGACAUCAUGAACAUGGACGAGGUGUUGGCCCCCCUCGGGUUUGAAGCUGGGGGCGGACACUUGCACUACUACUUGUUCAAUUGGCGUUGCCCGCAGAUGACUCGACGCAAUGUCGGGCUCGUGCUGCAUUGAGGAUAGUUAAAUGUAGUUCAUACGUAUACGUCGUUGCAAUAUCUAUAAUACACUAGGCUUUCACGGGAA
Aphanomyces astaci is the source of this 1391-nucleotide messenger RNA. RefSeq lists its product as hypothetical. The coding region runs from base 27 to 1322 and encodes 431 amino acids. The transcript has a single exon. Gene Ontology annotation, cellular component: cytoplasm. Gene Ontology annotation, biological process: N-terminal peptidyl-glycine N-myristoylation. NCBI's taxonomy places the organism in Eukaryota, Oomycota, Saprolegniomycetes, Saprolegniales, Verrucalvaceae. Gene Ontology annotation, molecular function: glycylpeptide N-tetradecanoyltransferase activity. The record is from RefSeq and is a predicted model, not a curated record.